GAGACAAGCAACAGUACUCCUCACAUCAGUGGAGUCGUCUUCAGCUUUCGUCCCCUCACAUGCCCACGCCAUCAUCAUUCUUCCCCUCCCUUUACGCACUCCACACUUCCCUUCUACUCCUCCCCUAGCUCCCUCCUUGUCGCAGAUCAACACGCUCGAUUCCGGCCAUCAUAGUUCAUUUGAAAUCAGUCGUCCUUCCCUCCCCCUGCAUAUUGCCUCGAGCCCUUGACCAAGAAACUGUCCAGAAGAAAUUUGAGCCGCGCAUGGCAUUCUCCCAGUCAGAAGCAGCACGGCGAGCUCUCCGGGAGCUGAGUGAGUGAGCAGUGAGCACUUCCCAGACAGGCAACUAGCCAGGGAGAGAGCCAGGCGUUCGUUCCGAGCUUUCCGACCCAAAGCUGCUGCGUUCUUGGGCAGUGGCACGAGCUGUCAGCUUUUUGUUUUGUUUUGUUUCUUCUUUCACUUCCAGUCCCAGAGAAAAAGCACAUCUUCUUUCUGCUCCCGCAGUCUCGCUUCUCUUCCACUCGUAGUUCUCGCGCGGCAAUCUCGAUCCUACUUACGCGCCGAAACGAGGGGAAAGAAAUGAAAUUUGGCAGCUGCCGUGAUUUUCUCCUACUACUUCCCAUCCAGGCCGCGUCCAGCCGAUAAUCCCCACUACCCCGCCUCCGCCGGGAAUCACGAUCCGCUCAACGGAUUCCCUUCCGUCUUCACAGCGGCCCAUCCAAAUUCCAUAAAUUGGGGGCGCCUCCUUUCCAAGAUUUCUGUGCGCUCCUGCAGUGGUGGUCAGCGGGGAGCCAUGGAGUGGGACAAGGCCAGCUCCGCCGCGGCCGCUGGCGCCGCUGCGCCGGCGGACGAGACGGGCGGAGCGGGGGAGGCGCUGGGGUACGUCAAGGUGAUGACGGACGAGCAGAUGGAAGUCCUCCGGAAGCAGAUCUCCAUCUACGCCACCAUCUGCGAGCAGCUCGUCGAGAUGCACCGCGCACUCACCGCGCACCAGGACUCCAUUGCAGGUAUGAGGCUUGGUAAUCUGUAUUGUGAUCCUCUAAUGGUUCAUGGAGGCCACAAGAUCACAGCGAGGCAGCGAUGGACACCAACCCAGAUGCAGCUGCAGAUCCUUGAGAGCAUUUUUGACCAAGGAAAUGGAACACCAAGCAAGCAAAAGAUCAAAGAUAUUACAGCGGAGCUCUCACAGCACGGCCAGAUCUCAGAGACUAAUGUCUACAACUGGUUCCAGAACAGACGUGCAAGGUCGAAGCGGAAGCAGGCAGCUUCUCUACCAAAUAACGGUGAAUCUGAAGCGGAGGCAGACGAGGAUUCCCCAACUGAGAAGAAGCCUAAAUCAGAUGAGCCACCUCAGCAGACCAUGGCUGCGAGGUCUCACAAUCCUGAAAGAUUCUCAGAGAUGCAUCAUCACUUCGACACAGGUCAUGAGCAUGGCACGAUGUAUGGAUCUACCAAUGACAAUAGCUCGAGGUCGUCAGGCAGUUUGGGCCAGAUGUCCUUCUACCAGACCAUCAUGUCGAACCCAAGUAUGUUCAACAAAUACCAUCUCUUCACUGUAUAGUACUACCUCCGUCCCAAAAUAUAAAAUGUUUUGGAAUGGACCAGCUCUUGGGGAAGGCGGAGACCUCCGGGAGCUUCUCCCAGCUCCGGCAGGGUGGAAGCUUUGACAUGUACGGAUGACAUGGCAAAUCUGAAUGACACGGCGUCCCUGUAAAAAAAAGUGAAAGUUUUCAACAUGCGCUUGUUUUGCUCACAUGAAGUGAGAAAUUUGCGUCGGUAGUAGCAUCUAUGUGUUGGUUAUCACGGUCUUGUUGACCUCCUCAGUUGAGUAAUUAGCUUGAGUGAAAUGUGUUUUCUCGUGGAAAUAGUUUUGAGAAGCUAAUAUAUAGUGUUUGUCCUUA
Messenger RNA from Lolium perenne, 1901 nucleotides. RefSeq names its product WUSCHEL-related homeobox 8. The record is from RefSeq and is a predicted model, not a curated record. Gene Ontology annotation, molecular function: DNA-binding transcription factor activity; DNA binding. Lineage: Eukaryota; Viridiplantae; Streptophyta; Magnoliopsida; Poales; Poaceae.